This is a messenger RNA of Cydia amplana, 1450 nucleotides long. It is a transcript of the gene und, whose product is annotated as methionine aminopeptidase 2. The transcript is spliced from 8 exons. Bases 49 to 1446 code for a protein of 465 amino acids. Gene Ontology annotation, molecular function: metalloaminopeptidase activity. Gene Ontology annotation, biological process: proteolysis. The record is from RefSeq and is a predicted model, not a curated record. NCBI's taxonomy places the organism in Eukaryota, Metazoa, Arthropoda, Insecta, Lepidoptera, Tortricidae. Gene Ontology annotation, cellular component: cytoplasm.
UUGCAUGGGACUUAUCAAUUAUCAGUUAUUUCUGUUAAAGUAUUAAACAUGGCUUCAAUUCAGAAAGAGGAAGAUUUGAAAAAAGACUUAGUCGAAAAUGGCCAAGAGGAUGAACUAGACGACGUAGAGGAAGAUACCAAGGAUCCCGCCAAGAAGAAGAAAAAGAAAAAAAAGAAGAAGAAGCCAGAUUCUGAAGUAACUGGUGAUAAUAAUGAAGUCACUAAUGCAACCGAAAAAGUUAAAUCACUGUCUGUGGAAGAUGCCACACUUGAGGGUGAAGAAAAAAAGAAGAAAAAGAAAAACAAGAGUAAGGGAGGCAAAGGAGCAGCAAAGGAACAGACCAAUCCACCCACUAUACCUAUAGCUGAGUUGUACCCGCAGGGCAACUUCCCUGAGGGUCAAAUAAUGGAGCAUGGACAUGCUGAAGGCAUUGAUGACAGGACUGCCAAGGAGCGGUUCUCCAGUGAGGAAAAAAGAGCCUUGGAUAGGAUGCACCAAGACAUAUACCAGGAGAUCAGACAUGCCGCUGAAGCCCACAGACAGACACGACAGUACAUGCGCGACUGGAUAAAGCCGGGCAUGACAAUGAUCCAAAUAUGCGAGGAGCUGGAAUCCACAGCCCGGCGUCUCAUUGGUGAAGACGGGCUCAAAGCGGGGCUGGCUUUCCCCACAGGCUGCAGUCGCAACCACUGCGCCGCGCAUUACACACCCAACACUGGUGAUACUACAGUGCUUGAAUACGAUGACGUAGUGAAGAUUGACUUCGGCACGCAUAUCAACGGACGCAUCAUUGACUGCGCCUUCACUCUGCACUUCAACCCGCGCUAUGACCCGCUGGUGAAGGGAGUGCAGGAGGCGACUGAGGCUGGCAUUAAGGCAUCGGGGGUAGAUGUCAGGCUGUGUGAUGUGGGCGCUGCAGUGCAAGAGGUCAUGGAGUCGCAUGAAGUGGAAUUGGAUGGCACCGUAUAUCAAGUGAAGCCUAUCCGUAAUCUGAACGGACAUUCAAUCGGACCAUAUAGGAUCCACGCCGGUAAGACGGUGCCGAUCGUGAAAGGCGGCGAGACGACCCGCAUGGAGGAGAACGAGUUCUACGCGAUCGAGACCUUCGGCUCCACGGGCCGCGGUCAGGUGCACGACGACAUGGACUGCUCGCACUAUAUGAAGAACUUCGACCAGCAGUUCGUUCCGCUAAGGUUACAAUCGUCGAAACAACUUCUGAACCUGAUCAACAAGAACUUCAGCACGCUCGCGUUCUGCAAGCGCUGGCUGGAGCGCGCGGGCGCGUCGCGCUACGCCAUGGCGCUCAAGGACCUCUGCGACAAGGGCGUGGUGGACGCCUACCCGCCGCUCUGCGACAACAAGGGCAGCUACACCGCGCAGUUCGAGCACACCAUCCUGCUUCGCCCCACCUGCAAGGAGGUCAUCUCGCGCGGCGACGAUUACUAAGCCA